Messenger RNA from Myotis myotis, 2675 nucleotides. It is a transcript of the gene PALM3, whose product is annotated as paralemmin 3. Gene Ontology annotation, cellular component: membrane. The coding region runs from base 149 to 2440 and encodes 763 amino acids. The record is from RefSeq and is a predicted model, not a curated record. Lineage: Eukaryota; Metazoa; Chordata; Mammalia; Chiroptera; Vespertilionidae. The transcript has 7 exons. Gene Ontology annotation, biological process: negative regulation of cytokine-mediated signaling pathway; regulation of cell shape; Toll signaling pathway.
UGGACCAGCUCUCCCGGUGCCUGACCGCAGCCCCCCCACUCCUGCCAGCCAAGUCACAGCCUCCAUCCAGGGCACCUUCAGGCAGGCAAGCAGGUAGUGAGUCCUGAUCUUGGACAUCUGAGACCAGAACGUGGGCUUCUGGGCAGAGAUGGCCCUGCAGAGCCAGGUGUGGUCUCCGGCCACACCCAUACCCAUGGCCGAGAGCUCCCUCUACCGGCAGCGACUAGAGGUCAUCGCGGAGAAGCGGCGGCUGCAGGAAGAGAUCCGUGCGGCGCGCGGGGAGCUGGAGGAGGAGAAACUCCGCGUGGAGCGGCUCAAGAGGAAGUCUCUUCGGGAGCGGUGGCUAAUGGACGGGGCCGAGGGACCCGAGGGACCGGAGGAAGCCACCUUGCAGGACCCCCAGACCCCCGAGGGCCAAGCGCAGGACCGCAUCCGGAACCUGGAAGACAGCUUGUUCACACUCCAAUCUCAGCUGCAGCUGUUGCAAAGUGCGUCCACAGGUGCCCAGCACAAGCCCUCUGGCAGGCCCAUCUGGCGCCGACAGGGUCCUCGUCCACUCUCCCAGCCCACUGUGGAGGCAGGUACUGAAGGUCAGACUGAUCUGAACAAGAGAGCCUCUUUGCCAGCAGAACCAGUGGGCACAUCCUUGGAGUCCCUGGCUGAGCCCAGAGAUGAGGCUGUUGGGGUUCUGCCAGCCCUGAGGCAGGUCCCUGGAGCAGCAGGGGACUCCUCAGAAGCCAAUGGCCCCUGCCCCAGACCCAGCCCCCCUCUGGAGCAGGAGCACAAUCAGGGGGUGACAGCAGUGUAUGGGGGCGUGGGUGAGGCCAAAGGAGGGGGUGUGGUACAGGUGGUAUGGGAAGGGCUGAGGGCUACAGAGGACUGUGCCAGGGGGGCCACGGGCCCAGAGCUGGAGGCUAAGGUAGAGGAGAUGGUGCUGGAGGCCAUUGGGGACAGGCUGGAAGCCAGCCGUCCCGAGCUCCCGUCCUGGGUGAAGGAGGACAGGGGUGUCAUGGAGGUGGUCUGGGAAGGGGUGGGAGGCACAGAGGCCAGCGACUCAGAGGCGUCAGGGGAGGCCGGCAGGGGCCCACAGACGGCGCAGACCAGCUCCCCGAGGCUCCAGGAGGGACUAGAGGGAGCAGCGUCUGGAAAAGGGGAAGGGCCCCCCAGGGGCAGCCCUGAUGGCUUCAGGCAGCGGGGCUCUGGGGGAGAGGAGGGAUCCUUUAUUUGGGUGGAGAGAGUGACCCUCAGCGAGGACUGGGAGGAACUGCUGGUCGAAGGGUUGGAAGGGCCGAGGGCACUAGGGAAGGAGGGAGGAGAGGAGAGUCCUCUGGGGGUGGGGAGGUUGGGAGGCGAGGAAACCUGGGACAUGGAGAGGAGACAGGCAGAGGAGUCACUGGGCACAUGGAAGCAAGGAAGUGAGGAAAAGGCAGAGGAAAAGGCAGGGGCAGAGUGGGAAGGAAUAGAGGUGUCGCUGGUGGCGGAGAAGAAAGGAAGGGAGGAGCCCUUGAAGCCAGAGAGGAGAGGAGGGGAGGGGAAGGCGGAGACAGAGAGGGAAGGCAGUGAGGAAGCACUGUCAGCAGAAAGUGAGGAAACGAAGGAACCUUUGAGGGCAGAGAGGGAAAGAGGUGAGGAGCCAUUGGGAACAGAACAGCGUGGAGGUGAGGAAAAGCUGGAGGCAGAGAAGGAAGUUGAGGAACCACUGGGAGUAGAAAGCAAGGCAGUUGAGGGGCCACUGAGGCCUGAGAAGGAACGAGGUGAGGAGACGCUCGGGGCGGAGGAGAAGGGCGUUGAGGAAGCACAGGUUGCAGAGAAGAAGGGAGAGGAAGGAAAGCUAGAGGCGACUGAAGAACCAUUGACGACAGAGAGGACGGAGGGUGAGGGAUCACUCACAGUAGAGAGAACAGCAGGUGAGGAGCCUUUGGAGGCAGAGAGAACAGCAGGUGAGGAGUCACUGGAGGCAGAUAGAACAGCAGGUGAGGAGCCACUGGAGGCAGAGAAGAGCCAAGAGGUCAAGGAAGAUGUGAGUCCAGAAGAGCAGAGAAAGCCUGGAAUUGGAGAAGACUGUCAGGCAGAGGAGGUGAGUGAGGCAGGGGCUGCCCUGGGGGCCAAGGAAGAGCUAAGGCUGGAGGAGGAAGGACCACAGCAGUCCCAGGAGAAGCAGGAAGGCCCGCUGGAGGAGGAAGCAGUGAAGCCUCAAACCCCUGCUGAGGGCCAGGACCCCUCAGGGGAUGCCACACCCCUCCUGGCAGAGACCCCAGCUCCUGAGCAGCCCACCGAGUGCCAGCCACUGCUUCCGGUGGAGGAGCCGAAGGCCAACCCCAGUGCCCACCCCGUGCCCACCUAUGCACCUGCCCAGCAGCCCGAGCCCUCUGCUCCGCCUGAGGGUGAAGAGGCAAGUGGCCCUAAGCAAAAGACGUGCCAGUGUUGUGCGGUGAUGUGAGUCCAUGCCCUCCACCCCUCGCCUCGCUCUUCUCACAGCUACCUCGGCCUCUUGGCAUCCAGCAGAGGGUUCCCAGGCACAGACAGGGCAUAUGGGACUGGCCAUGGCAUCUGGGAGCCUGCUGGCCCACACCUCCACCGCCACCUGGGCUUCUGGACCCCUUGCCCACUGCCUGUGACCCUGGCUCCCUUCUCCAGCUAAACCUUUAUACUUGAAAAUAAAAUAUUAAAGCAUU